AUACCAUUGGAAUUAGCAUUAGCAACAAAGUGUAUCAAAUGUAAUGAAAUGUUUUUAAUUGCUUCAGGGUGGAUUUUAAGAUGGAAGGGAAGCUUUCGGAUGAAAAGGUCAAAUGUUUGCUUGCCCCGUGGAGAUUUUCCCUCAGGGGACCUGGAUUUGAAAGCAGGCUGGUGGCGGCUCUACAACUAUUUGAGCAUUUUCCAUUAGAUAUAGCUGUGACUGGAGGGACCCAGGCGGCUAACGCUCAGCUGGCUUCAAUAAUCAGUGGUUCAGAUGAGGAAAUAGAAGAGGAGGUAUGGGAAACUGAAGAUGAAGAUGAUGACGAGGAAGAAGAAACUGAUGAGGAUGAAGAAGAAUGGGAAGAAGAGGAAAGUGCAGAUGAGGAACCUAGCAUAAAGCUGAAUGCUAAUCAUCAGAGCAGUAAGAUUAAACGUGUACGGAUAUCUGAGAAUACACAAUACAUAGGCAGUGGCAUUUCUGAUUUUGUACACUGUCAAUUCCCAAAUGUUCGCCUUUGGACAGUGCAGGGCCAUCCGACUUCAAAUUCCAUCAUAAAGCAGAGCAACCAACAGUAUGAAUCCACACACUAUGACGUCCUGUUGAUUCUCACUUCAGAACAGCACAAGGACGACCACAUGUGGAUCAAAAUGGAACUGCACGACAGAGAUCAGCCUUUUUUUCUGGUUCAAGCUGAGCAGGACUGGGACGUGCUGGAGGAGAAGCCAUCAGGGCCUUGCAUGACCUGUGCCUGGGAACGAAUGAGAGCUCGAAAGCUGGAGUUGCAGAAGAGAAGUGAAAAAGCAUUUGGAGAAACGAGCAGUUCAACAGAUAGUCCUGCAAACACUCCACAGGAUUCAGAGUUAGUGAAGAUGAAGGAUAUCACCAAGGUGCUCGCUGAAGCCCUGCCGGAGCUGCGGAUUAAGGCUUUCAGUCAGUUUCUAGUGGCCAUUACAAAGGAACUUAAGAUUCCUAAAUUACUGACUGACGAUUCACAGUUCGUUGUCUCCACUGCUUUAAGGUCCAUGAAGAUAAACCAAGAUGACCUUGACCAGAUCUCCAAGCUAUCCCAGACGAGAGAUUUCACGGACAAUCCCUCCAAACUCCAGGCGAUCCUUGGAGCUCUGGAUCACUUCCGCUUGGAUGUCGGUGUGCUGGGUGAGACGGGCUGUGGCAGCUCCAGCCUGAUCAAUGCACUCCUGGGCUUGAAGAACAGUAAUGAAACCGCUGCUUUAACUGGUGUCACUGAAACCACUAAAGAGGCUGUGGAGUAUGCCCUCCCUGAUUCCCACAACAUCCGUUUUUGGGACCUUCCUGGACUUGGAAAAAUAGGUGAUCUUAGCAGCCUGUCAGCCAAUGCAUUCAGUUCUUCUGAGGGCCAACAGGUGGCAUCUGUGCUUGCUUUGUGUGAUGUAUACAUACUGGUGUCUCCUUUAAGGGUUAGAUUGAGAACCAUACAACUUCUGCAGCAAGCGUCCUCCAUGGGCAAAGAGUGCUACCUAGUGAUUUCCAUGGUGGACUUGAUUGAAGAUAAGGCUGUCGAGGAGGUGAGACAAUGGACUGAGAAAGUCUUGAGUAAAUUGGAUAUUCAGCAGAGCUUGUUUCUGGUAUCUGCGAACUAUCCAGAAACCCUAGAUUUAGCCAAGCUAAAGGGGAUGUUAAAAGCAGCCAUCCCAAGCCAUAAGAAAGUUGCUCUAGCCAGAUAUGUUUCAAAGCAACUGGAUGAAGAUGUUUUCUGGAAAAGAUCAGAUUCUUGCAAAUUUAUGUAAUUGAUUCCUUUUUAUGCUUCCUUAAAGAACAUUUUUACACAUUUUAGCAUGCUUUAUCAAGUAGUUUUUUGAAUUUUUGUUUGGCAAGUCAUCAUUUCCCAAAAGUAUUUCGAAAUCCUUUAUGAUAUCCUACACAAAAAAGGUUCUUCAGCAGUUCUUUGUGGUAAUUGAAGUGAUAUUUAGCACUACCAAGUGGUUCUUUGGCUCAUUAUAUUACACUACAUGACAAAAGUCUUGUCAUCGAUGCUGAUUGUAAGAACAACAAAUAAUAACUUGAGUUCUAGUUGAUCAUUUGGAAAUGUGGCAGAAGAUAGAAUUUAAGGGUGGUUAAGAUUCUACAUAUCAUCAUCUUAAAAGAUAUAGGUGAUAUGUAGCGCUUAAGGUGGCUCCUUUAUGAUGGCAAGCCAGCAACUUUUAAUACUGUUUAGCACCAUUUUUGUGUAAGCUGGUGCAACAUAUGCAAAAGAAAAAAAAAAACAUUAUUAAUAUUAUUAUAAUUUAUUUUUGACAAAAUACUAAAACCAGCAU
Messenger RNA from Danio rerio (zebrafish), 2294 nucleotides. NCBI's taxonomy places the organism in Eukaryota, Metazoa, Chordata, Actinopteri, Cypriniformes, Danionidae. The record is from RefSeq and is a predicted model, not a curated record.